UUGAACAGAGCUCCACUACAAAAGAUCUUGCGCUCGGCUAAGUCAACCACUUUUGUCAUCUUCAUAGUGUUGGGACGGUCGAGGUGUUUGCUAAGCAAGAUGCUCCGCAUGAUUGCCCUUGUUACCCUGCUGGUGCACACAGUGUGCACUUUUCAAUACGAGAUGUACAGAAUUCCACUGGAUAAAGCUCUCAAUGAAAUUGAAGAAAGCUCUGGUGAGAUGAUGGCCAAAGCGAGUCAAGGGCUUCCUGGUAAGUGUUGGGCGUGUAAGUGGAUUAUGAAAAAGCUGAAGAAACGCAUCUCUGCCGGCUCAACUCAGGAUGACAUUAAAAAGAAGCUAUUAAGCGUCUGUGAUGAGAUCGGGUUCCUGAAAUCCAUCUGCAAGGGUUUGGUCAACCAGUAUGUGGGUACUCUGGUUGAAGAGAUUUCAACUACAGAUAAUCCAGCCACCAUCUGUAUAAAUGUCGGCAUUUGCAAGCAGAGUUUUAAUGUUUAAAUGGGCUUCUUCACUGUAGAAAAACAGCAAUGUUUUCAGUAGAUCUGUCUGAAAGUCAUUAUUUUUCCAGUUGUGUUCAGUAAAACCAGUGACGCAGAAGUUACACAUUUUACGUGCCAAGAAAUGCAAAGCAAGUUUAGGGUGUUGCUCAUUGUGGUUUAAUACACUUCACACACAGUGUCUAGUGUGAAGACAUGAUUAGCAUAAAGUCAUGUUCUUGCAUGUCACAAACACAUGUCUUGUCUUUUGGAAAAUUCACUGGAAAAUUAACAGAAAAUAAAAUGUGCAAAACAAA
Triplophysa dalaica is the source of this 790-nucleotide messenger RNA. RefSeq names its product NK-lysin tandem duplicate 4 (gene nkl.4). Bases 100 to 495 code for a protein of 131 amino acids. NCBI's taxonomy places the organism in Eukaryota, Metazoa, Chordata, Actinopteri, Cypriniformes, Nemacheilidae. The record is from RefSeq and is a predicted model, not a curated record. Gene Ontology annotation, biological process: defense response to bacterium; lipid metabolic process. The transcript is spliced from 4 exons.